AUGGACAGUUCGGAGGUCGAGAUGCCGAUCAUCAUGGGUUAUCAGGAUUCGCAAUUGUCGUCAGCGAGCAACGAAGAGGUCGACAUCUUCCUCGAGAAUUGCUCAUCGCUGUAUAAUCUGAUACUCGACUCGCUGCACAAUCUCACCUCAAAGACAAUAUCAUGUGAAUGCCUUGAAGAGAUGACGUCAACACUAGAAAAAUCGGCCAAAAAGAUACUGGCUGAAAAGCCAGACGUCGAGAACUCGGUGUUACUCCGUCUGAAUACAAUCUGCUGCGCAAUGGAACAACUGCGAAUUCAGCACACGGCUCGCAUAAUGAGUGGAACCGAAUCGGAUGCUUCGAGCUCCGCGCGAAGUACGUCGUCAUCGGUUGCCGGCGAGAUGCGAUCGUGGCUGCAUGAGAUGGAACGAAAAUUGGAAUUGAAUGAUAAGCGACUGAGAGUUGAAUCGAACCUCAACAAGCUGCUCGUAGAUCAACAGACGCUACAACUGGAAAUCCAGCGAGAAGGCCAAUUGCUCAUUAAUCGCCUGGAAAGUCAACUCAAGAACGUGAAAGCCGCAAAUCCGACCGAAGACGAUCGACGACGAGCGUGUGUUAAAGGGAUCCGCAAACGAUGGCACACCAUUUAUCUGCGUAGUCUGUCGUUGCAGUGCAAAAUCGAAGAUCUACUAAACACUCAACAAUCAUCCGACGAUUCGGAGAGCGAUCCCGAGCUCGCCGGACCGCCAACGAAACGCGCGCGUCACCUGCGAAGCGCGGAAUCGUCUUCUGAAGACGACGACGACGACGAAACGGACGUCGACGAGCCGACGGUGUGCGACGAUAAUAUUCUGCCGUUCGCCGAGAGCGAGUACGAGAGCAUCAUGGACGUUAGAACAACGGUCACCUCGUCGGCUUCAUCGUCGGAAGAAUCGAAAAUGUUGAAAUCGACGCCGAAAAAAUGGGACAGUGUGCAACAGGACAUUGGAUACUCGAGUGGCGAGAACUCGAUUCACGAGGCGCUCAGCACAUGUGCCGAACAUUUACUGCCCGAACGGACAUCUGAUAUGCGUCGGAAGCGCAUCGAAUGCUCGCCGGUCAAGGCGUUCUAUCGCACUGUUCAACUGGAAGAUAUGUCGGAUCUUGAAGUCACCAAGGCGAUCAAUGACGACGUUGAUGAUGAGCCGAAUUUGUCCGACUCGAUGUAUGUCAAUCAUGAUAUGACGUUUUCGACGACGCAGAAGCUCACCGAAUACGAUGAAGUGAUGGCGCUACUCAAUGAUGAUCGUUUGCCGUCCGACAUUUCGAUGUCGGAGAGUUUCAACACGAAAUGGAGCGAGAUUCACGGCCAACGCAUUCACGGACGCCGAUUGUCGCGCGUCAGCAAAGAGCAUUUGGAGAACGUCGCCAAGAACUCUUGCGACGCUUCAUCGGAAGACUCGUCAGACGCUGAAGCUGAAAAAGAGCACGAGGAGGAUUUGAUGAGCAUUUCAUUCAAUUCGGUGUCUUUCGACACCUCAUCGCCGCUGAAGCGACAACGAUCGGGACGGGUAUUGAAGAGCUCGAAUUAUAUUCUUGACAAUCUCGAUAUGGACGGCUCGUUCUGCUCGACGAAAUCCGAGAUGCCGCCGUGCAAAAGUCGAACGACGGCACGCCGCAAAUUGCGCGGUCGUCGAAUGCCGAGAAGUAUGAGCGACGGCGAGCAGCUAGGCGUCGUCAGCAGUCUCCAUGGCCUAAUGACGCCGUCGAUUCGCGUCUCGCCGCCUAGCACACCAUUGGCGCGUUCGACGACUCGCCUUUUGCGCAAAUUGGAUGCUCAAUUGAGAGCCAACAUGGACAGCGAUACAGCACCGGAGCACAGCGAUGCAGCUCAGGCGUAUGAGUGGGAUGAAUACAAUCCGCCUGAAAAGGACGAUUCGAUGGCUGACCUUCAGGCUCCUCAAAUGUCGAAUAUCUCGCAAGAAUUGCUCACAAUGGAUGAGGACUUUGCUGAGCAUUUUGGAUCGCCGAGUGCUCUCCGAAUUAUCGAGGAAUCGAAGGCGAACUUGCGGGUUGUGAAAAACGCGUUGGCCGAGAGCAACAUGGAUACACUUCAAAUGUCGAAUUUCGAGCUCAUCGCUCGCACCAAUUUGCGGCAAGUCGAGCAGACCAUCAAAUUCCAAUCGUCGCUUCAACCGUCGCUCAUCGAAGUCAGCACUCUUCACGAUCUUCGCGCCGAAUGGGCGGAACUCCACGAGACAAUUCGAAGCCCAUUUUCGCGGAUCAUGUAUCAAGUGAAGAAGUUCGCGUCGACACUUCAGGAGAUGUCAUCGUUGGCGAGUUUGGGCGACGUCGUCGACAUUCGAACCAAAGAGGACGUCGCGAAAGCGCUCGACGCGGUUUCGCUGAUCGAACGUCGUUUGAGUUGCGAGCGCGAGGAGCUCCGCGAGCUCGUCCGAUCGCCGGCGUUCAAAGAAGUCGCCGAUGAUCUCACACGCGAGUUUGACUGCGUUUCGGAUGGCUAUGACGAUGCUGUCGGCCGAAUCGGCAAAAUGGCGAACUCACUUGCCGAUGUCAAAUCGGAAUGGGAUAAGUGGAAUGAGCGGCAAAAUGACAUCAGAAGCGCAAUGGUUCGUAUCGAAUCGCACUUGAAAAGCGGCGCGUUCGAUAAUCGCCAAAUCGCACAAGAAAUGGAGUUGUGUCAGGAGAGAAUGGACAGUUUGGAGACGAUGUGCAACUAUUUGACCACUUCGCUCUCCGCUCUUCAAUCUGAGAAUGCGUCGAGCGAGAGUCCGGACUUUCGCGCCGAGUUGUCGAUCUACAGCAACGCGUUGGCAAAACUUCGCGACAGAUUCAACGAGAUGACUCGCGUUCCGUCGCCAAUCGAGAUUCCCCAGGAGCCGAGACAUACGAAGUUCAGCACGAGUACGACUCAAACCAUGCGUCCGAGAACAACGGAUUCAUCGACGGACGCGAUUUCGACGAGUGCGAAGCGAUCAUCAACAUCGCGUCUCGUUCAAAUCUCGCUCGCCCUAUCCGUCCUCUCAGCUCUUACCGCAAUUUUCUACUAUCAUGUGUUCGGCCGGCCAUUCGGACCCCACGUUACCUAUGUUAAUGGUCCGCCGCCAGUCUAA
Molecule: messenger RNA, 3093 nt
Organism: Caenorhabditis bovis
Lineage: Eukaryota; Metazoa; Nematoda; Chromadorea; Rhabditida; Rhabditidae
Source: the annotation of a GenBank genome assembly